UGCAUUUAAUGACAUUUCUAUGCUUUGAGAUAAAAACACGGCAAUGAUGUGAGUGAAAGGAAUCAAAAUUGUUAUAUAAUCAUACACACAGGUCACAUCAGUAAAAUACGAAAUUAAAAUAAAAAUCUUACCUAAAUAAAUCAUGGAUGGUGAGCCGGAGGCUUUGUCGGAUACUGCUACGAAUUGCAACUUCGCAUCCGCAUCAGAAACACCAAGCGACAAUUAUCAAGCUAGAUUAGAUACGUUGGAAAAAAAAGCUGUUCAUCUGAGAUUAGUGUUAGAAAAGGAUUAUAAAGCUGCAGAUAUAAAAUGGAGUUUGUUUGUGGCUGCAGCAUUUAGUUUUCGCUACGAAAGCUGUCUUCGCCCUUUUCCACCAGUUUUUAUGAAAAGUGGAGUGAAAGACAUGGAUGAAUUACUUAGUGCCAUCACCGAUGUACCAGCAUUGGACUUGGUUUUACAACAAUUGGACAACUUAGAAAUGUUGCCCAACAUAAGUGAUAUAAUUGAUCUCUUGUUUUACGUUCUUGUGAGAUUAAAAGAACCGAAUCUUAAAACAGUACCAACUGAGGCGCAUGCAAGUGUAUUGGAAUUGUCGAAUUCCGGCAAAUUAGCACCAAAUCCUCAAUAUAUAUUUCAAGUCAUAAGUACCAGCAAAUCUCCUGCUGAAUUGAGAUGGAAGGAAUUGUCAAAAAAUCACAAUGUAUUUUAUGCAUACCAUGGAAAUCGCUUGGAAAAUUUUUACACAAUAUUACAUUUUGGUUUGCAACAACAUUUAAAUAAGAGUACGUUGCUGAGCAGUGGAGUGUAUUUAUCUCCUGAUUUGGCAGUGAGCUUGCCCUAUAGUCAUGGCGGGUUCGGAUGGGGCGCGAGUUGCAUCGGGGGACAUUUAUCCUGUGUGGCAAUGUGUGAAGUAAUAGAUGCUCCAAAUGGCAUUAACUAUCAAAAACCUGUAUCCAAUGAAGGUGAUGGUUUAAAUGAAGACGGAAAGAAAAAAUUACUCGAAAAGUGCUGUGACAGUCCAAUAACACAAUACAUUGUAACUAAUUGUGAUCUAGUAAGAGUUCGUUACUUACUAGUUUAUGCUAAGCAACCAGCUUCUAUGAGAUUUCCCACUACAAGCUCUAACAGACGUGCAGGAGGACUGCGCUACUGGUUAUCAAGACAUAAACUCUUCUCAAUAUUACUUGGCUACGGUUUGAUGUUGGCUACAAUCGGAUUUGCAAACAAUCAACCAAUACAUUACUACUAUAAAGUUUUGCUGAAGAAACUGGACGUAGCACUUGCUAACAUAAAAGUUUAAUUACAACAAUGUCUCAAUUGAUUUAACGAAUUAUAUUUAAAUUAGAAAGUUUAAAACAUCAUUCUUUAAGUAAUUUUACACAUUUUUUAUUGAUAUUUAGACCAUUUCCAAGUUUUCCUUAUGUUUUUAGUCUUGAUAAUUCAGAAUAGAAUAUUAUAAAUUUUA
Messenger RNA from Manduca sexta (tobacco hornworm), 1465 nucleotides. RefSeq names its product protein mono-ADP-ribosyltransferase PARP16 (gene Parp16). Gene Ontology annotation, biological process: endoplasmic reticulum unfolded protein response. NCBI's taxonomy places the organism in Eukaryota, Metazoa, Arthropoda, Insecta, Lepidoptera, Sphingidae. The record is from RefSeq and is a predicted model, not a curated record. Gene Ontology annotation, cellular component: nuclear envelope; membrane; endoplasmic reticulum tubular network. Gene Ontology annotation, molecular function: NAD+ poly-ADP-ribosyltransferase activity; kinase binding; protein serine/threonine kinase activator activity. The transcript is spliced from 7 exons. Bases 143 to 1300 code for a protein of 385 amino acids.